CCCACCUUCCUGUUUAUUAAACAUGGCCAGGGCCGAGGCACCGGCAACAGGGCUGGGCCAGGCACCUAUUUGUCUUCCCGGGCGCGUCUGCCUGGCGCGCUGCGGGGCUCUGGCACUGGGGUGCCUCUAGGACUUGCGGGUUCGUUCCCAUACUCCGUCAGACAGGGCGCCGGGAGACCCUGCCCAGGCACCGGCCGAGCGGGUGAGCAGGAGAGGGCGCCCCGGAACCCGUGGGCGGGCGCGCGGGAGAGCGAAGACGCGGAGGCAGGAGCUAGGGCCCUGGGAGCCGCGGGGACCCAGGCAGCGCCGCCACGCUCGCCUCCAGCCGGCCUCCCGCCCCCGCCCCCUCGGUGGUGACUCGCUCCGUGCGUCUCCGGCUCGGAACCAGACACAGCUCCGCGCGCCGGGGCGUUGUGCGUUGCGGGCUCCCAGGAACAGCCCCGCGGCCCGGCUACUUCCUGUCCCCAGCGCCGGCACCGAAGGGGCGCACCGCGGCCACCCACCCGGAGGCGCCCGAGGCGAGAAGAGGCCCCGCGCGCCCCGGGGUCCCAGCGCAGCGCGCGGUGAGCGUCCCCCGGGGCUCUGGGAUCCUUGGCCGCGGGUUCCCUCGCGCUACCCCCGGGUGCCCGAUGGGGCCGCCCGGGGGGCACAGGGCCGACGUUUGGAGCGCACGCAGCCCGCCCCUGCCGCGGAGUCCGAGUCCGAGUCCGACAUGCUGCUGCGGGGGCACAAUGGCACGGAGUUCCCCGCGCGGCAGCAGCUGGCUCCCGGAGGCGCCCCGGGGGGAGCGGAGGGGGCGGCGCCGCUGGGGCCCGCGCAGGUGCUCACCGCCGGCCUCCUGACCCUGCUCAUCGUCUGGACCCUGCUGGGCAACGUGCUGGUGUGCGCGGCCGUCGUGCGCAGCCGCCACUUGCGCGCCAGGAUGACCCACAUGUUCAUCGUGUCUCUGGCCGUGUCCGACCUCUUCGUGGCCGUGCUGGUCAUGCCCUGGAAGGCUGUGGCGGAGGUGGCCGGCCACUGGCCCUUCGGGGCCUUCUGCGACGUGUGGGUGGCCUUCGACAUCAUGUGCUCCACCGCCUCCAUCCUGAACCUGUGCGUCAUCAGCGUGGACCGCUACUGGGCCAUCUCCAGGCCCUUCAGCUACCAGCAGAGGAUGACUCCGCGCGUGGCCCUGGUCAUGGUGGGCCUGGCCUGGGCCCUGUCCAUCCUCAUCUCCUUCAUCCCGGUCCAGCUCCACUGGCACCGGGACGAGGCAGGCUCCCGGGGCGCGGUGGACCCGCCGCCAGCCGACCUGGCCAACGGGACGUCCUGGGGGACAGCGGGGGACCCAGAGGUGCGGGAGGAGAACUGUGACUCCAGCCUGAACCGCACUUACGCCAUCGCCUCCUCGCUCAUCAGCUUCUACAUCCCCGUGGCCAUCAUGAUCGUGACCUACGCGCGCAUCUACCGCAUCGCGCAGGCGCAGAUCAGCAGGAUCGCCUGCCUGGAGAGGGCGGGGCAGCGCGCGCAGAGGUGCGGGCGCCGUGAGCCCGAGCCCGGCCUGCGGGCGUCCAUCCAGAAGGAGACCAAGGUGCUGAAGACCCUGUCGGUGAUCAUGGGGGUCUUCGUGUGCUGCUGGCUGCCCUUCUUCCUCCUGAACUGCGUGGCGCCCUUCUGCAGCCGCCGCCCCGAGGGCGCCCGCGCCGGCUUCCCCUGCGUCAGCGACACCACCUUCGACGUCUUCGUCUGGUUCGGCUGGGCCAACUCCUCCCUCAACCCCGUCAUUUACGCCUUCAACGCGGACUUCCGGAAGGUGUUCGCCCAGCUGCUGGGGUGCGGCCGCCUCUGCUCCCGGCGCACCCGGGUGGCGACCGUGACCCUCAGCAAUGAGCUCAUCUCCUACGACCAGGACACCGUCUUCUCCAGGGAGACCGCAGCCACCUACAGCCACGUGGUCCCCAGCGAGGUGACCCCCCGCCACAGGGAGGGGGACAAGGAGGAGGAGGAGGAGGGUCCUUUGGAUCUCAUGUGCCAGAACUCUCAAGCGUCCCCAAGGGUGACCCUGCCGCCCAGUCUGUCUGGGAGCUGGGCUGUGAGGGAGAGACUUCAUUAGGCAAAACGCCUUUCGCCUCAGGUGGGUUCCAUUAAACUGCGUACAAAUGCCCUUCGUGGACUACAGAGCUGCCCAGACACUGAAGCACGGGGACACACACGUCCGGUGUUGCUCGGAUCACCAUCGCUCCUGUCUCUGUGUAGUAGCGUUUGUGCUUAGAAACCUUACCUGAUUGGUUUGUUGUUGAAAGAAUUGGCAGAAGCAAUUCGGGCCAACUCGGUGUAAUAUACCCCAGUCUGGCAGAUGCGGACCGAUGGUCCUUUUAGAGGUGAUGGUUGGUCCUUACAAAAAACUGAAAAUGUGGGACUUGGUCUUAAACAUAUAUCCUCUUCCCCUUUAAACCAAUGGACGGCUCAGCGACUUGGGCUGGGGCGGCUUUUUAAAUAGGUUCAGCGUGUGCGGUGCUGACGGGGCGGGUGGCUCUGCUCCCCUGUAUCUUGCCUCCCGGGGCCUGUGUUGAAGCAGCAUCUGCGCUCGGUGUCCUCCGACAGCGGAGGAAUGCUUCCCGACGUGUCCUGGUGUCUAAUAAACACAGAUUGUGUGUGCGACGGGUGAUUGUCUUGCUUUGCCCGGUUGGUCCGCAGGAUGGCUCCUGCGGAAAUCAUGAAGGCGUCCUUUCAAAGCAGGGAAGACCUCGCUGGGGCUGGAAGCACAUGGUCUGUUUGUUUCCUGUACGGACAGCUCGGCCUUAAAGAGGCACGCAGGGCCAAGGGAUCUUUUCGUUUGUUUGUUUGUUUCUUAUUAAUCCUCACCUGAGGGUAUUUUUUCCAUUGAUUUUUAGAGAGAGUGGGAGGGUGGGAGGAGGGGGGCGCGAGAGAGGGAGAGAGAGAGAAACAUUGAUGUAAAGGUGACACAUUGAUUGGUUGCCUCUGCACACUCCCUGGCUGGGGUAGGGGAACAAACCUGCAACCAGGUACGUGCCCUUGACCGGGAGUGGACCCCUCGACACUUUGGCAUGCAGGCUGAUGCUCCACCACUGAGCACACUGGCCAGGGCAUGGGCCAGGGGAUCUUCAAGAGUUUCUGAUGCCUCCAGGAUUUUUAAAAAUAUAUUUUAUUGAUUUUUUUACAGAGAGGAGGGAAGAGGGAUAGAGAGUUAGAAACAUCAAUCAGCCGCCUCCUGCACACCUCCUAAUGGGGAUGUGCCCGCAACCGAGGUACAUGCCCUUGAUGGGAAUCGAACCUGGGACCCUUCAGUCCGCAGGCCGACGCUCUGUCCGCUGAGCCAAACCAGUUAGGGCUCAGAAUUUUUUUAUUAGACACAGACAUCUGGAGUCUGUGCUGAGAGCUAGCUUCAAUGCCACGGCAUCAGACACCAACAUUUCAAGCCUGAGAUUCUUUUUUUAUCUGAUUUGGAAUCUUUUUUUU
Molecule: messenger RNA, 3459 nt
Organism: Myotis daubentonii (Daubenton's bat)
Lineage: Eukaryota; Metazoa; Chordata; Mammalia; Chiroptera; Vespertilionidae
Gene: DRD5
Product: dopamine receptor D5
Biological process (GO): positive regulation of MAPK cascade; G protein-coupled dopamine receptor signaling pathway; adenylate cyclase-activating adrenergic receptor signaling pathway
Cellular component (GO): plasma membrane
Molecular function (GO): G protein-coupled receptor activity; dopamine neurotransmitter receptor activity, coupled via Gs
Source: RefSeq, a predicted model, not a curated record